Bombyx mori (domestic silkworm) is the source of this 1198-nucleotide messenger RNA. Its product is annotated as trypsin, alkaline C. Gene Ontology annotation, biological process: proteolysis. The transcript has 4 exons. NCBI's taxonomy places the organism in Eukaryota, Metazoa, Arthropoda, Insecta, Lepidoptera, Bombycidae. The coding region runs from base 177 to 830 and encodes 217 amino acids. Gene Ontology annotation, molecular function: serine-type endopeptidase activity. The record is from RefSeq and is a predicted model, not a curated record.
UACAUUGUCUCACAUUACUAGGUCAAAAAACAAAAUAAACUCGAGUAUUUGUAAUUCAGUGGCCAUUUGUCGAACGCUGAGGAGUUAUGAGGCGCAGAUUGUCCAUAUAAGCUGGGCCAACGAAUCCACAGAGGAUCGUUGGCGGCACCGAGACCACCAUCCAGCAAUACCCUGAAAUGGUGGCCUUGCUAUUCUCGUUUUUGGGCACCUCCUUCAGCCAGUCAUGCGGAGGUAGCAUUCUGAACAGCAGAGCCGUCCUUACCGCCGGUCACUGCGUUGUUGGUGAUCCGGCAUGGCGAUGGCGUUUACGUGUAGGAUCCUCCAUGCCCAAUAGCGGUGGCGUAGUUCACAACACGAACAGAAUCAUUAUCCAUCCCGGCUACACUACAAGUCUUGGCAACGACAUUGCGAUCAUUCAUUCUGCAACUCGAUUUUCCUUCAACAACGCCGUUCGUCCCGCUAUCAUUGCCGGCUCAAACUACCCAUUAGCUGAUAACCAAGUUGUUUGGGCUACUGGAUGGGGUUCUAUCUCUUUCCAUGGUCCCCUGUCACCUGUCUUGCGUCACGUGCAAGUUUACACAGUGAACCAAAACAUCUGUAGGCAGCGUUACUCGGAAAUCGGUCGUAGUAUCACCGACAACAUGUUGUGUUCUGGCGUCUUGGAUAUAGGCGGUCGCGACCAAUGCCAAGGCGACUCCGGUGGUCCCCUCUUCCACAACAGAAACGUUGUCGGUAUCUGCUCUUGGGGUGAGAGAUGCGCUUUACCUCGAUUCCCUGGUGUCAACGUGCGUGUCACCCGAUACACAGCCUGGAUCCAAGCGAAUGCUUAACUUCUGACUUCCUUAAUUAUGAUUAGUCUCUAUAUAUAAAAAUGAAUUGCUGUUCGUUAGUCUCGUUAAAACUCGAGAACGGCUGAACCGAUUUGGCUAAUUUUGAUCUUGAAUUGUUUGUGGAAGUCCAGAGAAAGUUUAAAAGGCAGAUAAAUAUGAAAAUGUUCGGAAUUAAAUAAAAAUAAUAAUUUUGUUUUUCCUUUGAUGUGUCCCCCGUCGGACCGAUUCAUUUUGUUUGUUUUAAGUUUAUUUUAUACAAAAGGUUAGGUCUUUUAUUUAUCGAUUGAGGCACUACGAAGUCUGCCGGGUCCGCUAGUUAAGUAAUAAAGUUUUCAAAAAUUAAUUGAAAAUAAACUUCUCUCCCUUUU